GCUUAUCCAAGACCAGCUCGAGCGCACGAGUCCAAGAGAGUGAAGAAGGGCCCCAAGAGAGAGGAAACGGUGGCUCAGAUGAUCGACAAGGUGUUCACGAUAUCGAUGCUACUGACAUGGAAUGUGGUGAGACAGGAAGAUCUCAAACCUGGGGAUCACAUCUAUACUUAUCGGCUAUAUGGCUUGUACACCCAUCAUGGAAUCUAUGUUGGAGAGGGCUAUGUGAUUCACUUCACAAGAAUGGGAGUCGACAAGACGAGUCUCGAUUGCUUCCGGCGAGAAGGCGAGAAACUCCAUCCCCUCCACUCAUAUGCAUAUGGGCGGCCACCACUAGAGUAUUGGCUGACGAGAUGGGGGACUUGCACAACCUUGCCCGUUACCAAAUCCCCCCAAGAAGUCGUGAACAAGGCUCGCGAGCUUCACAAGGGCGACGGUUUUGGCGAGUACGAUCUCAUAAAUAACAACUGCGAGCAUUUCGCCUCGUUUUGCCAGACCGGCGUUCGGGCAAGCGCACAGACAGCACUGGUCGGUGCUUGCAAGGGAAAAAUCAAGAAAGCCAAAGAAUGGUUGGCAAUUUAUAUUGCAAUUGAUCUUUAGUCGGCAAGAUAUAUUUCUUUAUGAUAAUGUAAAGGGCACGACCAUAAGUCAGACAAUAUAUCGCUCAACCAUUCCCAAAUGGAGAAUUAAAAUGUGCACACACUAAUUAGGAUUAGAUAGUCAUUUGAAAAAAAAAUUACAUGAAUUAAAGUACGCUCAAUCAAAUUCGAACCAACAAUGAAACGCCAGGAGAGAAUUAUGAUUGGAACUAUGCUCGUCAUUUUGUCAAAUGUGGGAAGAUCGAGUUCAACGAGAAACAAAGUUGGUUUUCUUGUUGCACAACUUGCACUUGAAUUUCAUGUAAGUAUUCUUACAAAGUUAUG
Syzygium oleosum is the source of this 920-nucleotide messenger RNA. RefSeq names its product protein LEAD-SENSITIVE 1-like. The transcript has 2 exons. Bases 79 to 597 code for a protein of 172 amino acids. Lineage: Eukaryota; Viridiplantae; Streptophyta; Magnoliopsida; Myrtales; Myrtaceae. The record is from RefSeq and is a predicted model, not a curated record.